UUCUAUGGCUUCAUCUCUCCCAAGCUUAAUCUUGUAAAUAUGAAAGUAGAUUUCUUAAAUAGAAAUGUUAACGAAGGAUUUAGCGGUGGUGAAAGGAAACGCAAUGAGAUUUUACAACUUGCGGUUCUAGGUGCUGAAUUGGCUAUGUUAGAUGAAAUUGAUUCUGGGCUAGAUGUUGAUGCACUUCAAGAUGUAGCUAAAGCAGUCAAUGGGCUUUUGACUCCCAAGAAUUCUGUCUUGAUGAUCACUCACUAUCAUCGCCUUUUGGAAUUCAUUAAGCCCAAUUAUGUUCAUAUUAUGGAGAAUGGAAGAAUUGUGGAAACAGGAGAUGUGUCGGUAGCAAAACGUGUUGAGAAAGAAGGAUAUAAAGCAAUGUCUACCACAUAAAACUGCAGGACAGGUCAUAAAUCAACAAUUGAUUCAAUGAACAAUGGAGGCAAGACAUUUAAACCCCAGUUCUGAGUUGCUUGUGUUUUAAUAUAAGUUUUUUUGAUAAUCAAAUAAGCCCACGUUAAGGAAAGAUGAAUCCAUUUGGCUUUGACAAGGAAACCCUGGAAUUGUAUAAUGUCCUCACUGCUUAUCCAGUUUUGGCCUAACAAGGAAGUACUUGCACACCUUCAAUGUUAUGGUCAUAUAAUUUUGUUUUGGCAAGUAACAUUUGUUAUGAGAAGACUAUUGGUAUUAUUGUUCAUCAAAUAAUGUGGAUAAGGCUUCAUCUAGUUGUGAUAUGAUAUGAGUUUGAGAUAUGUGUUCUUAAGCA
This is a messenger RNA of Camellia sinensis, 760 nucleotides long. The record is from RefSeq and is a predicted model, not a curated record. Lineage: Eukaryota; Viridiplantae; Streptophyta; Magnoliopsida; Ericales; Theaceae.